AUGAGAAACGACUAUGCUGACUUAAAGAGGGAGGCAGAGAAACCAGCAGAAGAUAAAAUGGACAUGUUGACAUUUCUAAACAAAAACUAUCCAACAGCUGACGAUUUCCUUCUUUCAGAUGUCAAGAAGAAAUAUAAAGAAACCUUCGGCAUUGUUAAAACAUUCGAUGUACUGACAGAAGAAAUAGAAGCUACGAAAUUGUUUAGAAUUUCACGAAUUCACAAUGUUUACCAUGUAAAACGCUUAUAA
Molecule: messenger RNA, 249 nt
Organism: Trichomonas vaginalis G3
Lineage: Eukaryota; Parabasalia; Trichomonadida; Trichomonadidae
Product: organellar and viral DNA polymerase type B
Exons: 1
Coding region: 1-249 (82 amino acids)
Source: RefSeq, a predicted model, not a curated record